AUGCUGCCCUUAUCAUUAUCGACUACUCUUUUAGCCGUUUCUUCACUCGCGCUCGCAGACUUACCCCCACAUUAUACACUCCAAAUUCAACCCACAGCCCCCGAUGCCUCCAUGGAAGUCCCAGCAGACUUCUUCAGCUUCGGCUUCGAAACGGCUUUCUUUAACCAUUUCGAGAAUGAUUUCUCAGAAAAUCUGGUCCACUCAAUUAACUCCCGAAUGAGCAAGCCGCUCGUCCUCCGAAUUGGGGGUACAUCAGGCGAUCUCGUUCAAUUCCGGGAGUCUCAAUCAGAAGCGGCAGUGUGUCAAGGUGCCAAGGGCUGUCCAUUCUCGAGUGAAAACACAUUCGUACUCGGACCGAGCUAUUUCAAUGCAUUCAAAAGAUUUGAGGGGACACACAUGACCUUUCAAGCGCCUAUCAACCCGAAAAAGGAAUCGGAAGAUUGGAUCAGAGAGUCGAUGGAUUAUGUUCGACAUGCCGCAGAGACACUCGGCCAUGACAGGAUUACUGGUAUUGCCCUUGGAAAUGAGCCGGAUUAUUAUGCAUACGGACUCGAGAAGUACAUCUCCCGCGCUCUGCUUCUUGAGAAGAAGAUCAUCGACGACCUAGGCCUCAAAAAUGAGAGCCGUCGAAUUUUCGAACUGGGCGAUAUACCAAACUCAGUCAUCAAGCGUGAUGUGGGAACCUGGGGAAUAACCAACCUUCUCAGAGACAAUCUCAACAAGAACGGACUCGGCAAAUACGCAGCCCAGCAUUAUUACCAGAUUGAGCAUCCAGGAGAAGGAACCGACGAUAAUAUUCAAGCACUCCUUAUGAACCACACAGCAAUCUCGAGACGAUUCCCGGGCAUCGAAGAAAACAUCAAAUACAUCCACAACAGCGACGACAAAAUCGACUUCGUAAUCUCCGAGACCGGCUCAGUCAUCGGCGAAGAGCCAGUGCGCUUCGCUGCGGGCUUUGGCGCCGCUCUCUGGGCAGUCGACUUCCACCUCAAGGCCAUGUCGCACGGCGUCAAGCGUGUAUCCAAUACCUUCCGACCUGUGGCGACGCACUCAUUCUGGAUUCCUGAUAACUCGGCUUCGAAGACAACAAGUGAUGCGGCUGUGCAUGCGAUCUUCAUUUCUGCGCCUUACGUCGCUGACUUUGUGGGCGAGGGUGGCUCGCUUGGUCGAGUGAUCGAGAUCGAGGUGCCUGGCCAACCGGAUCUUUUCAGUGCGUACGCGAUGUAUGAUCUGCAGACUGGGCGGAUCCAGCGUAUUGCGUUGGUCAAUUUGAAGGAGUGGUAUCCCAAGAUGGGUACUCCUAGAGGACAAGUCGAGAUCACACUGGACACUGGCGAUAUGACUUUGACUCAGUCGGGGACUGUGAAGAGGAUGCAGGCGGAAAAUGGUUCACGGGGUAUGGGACUUGAUCUCGGUGGUCUCGAUGAUAAUGUUACCUGGGCUGGAGAGCAGUGGACUCAUAAUAUUGACCUGGGUAGAGGGCAUUUCCCCCAUGGUCGUCAGCAGGAUACUCUUCAGUUCUUUGGCGGCAAGGCUGUCGUGAGUAUUCCAGACAGUGAGGCUGUCAUGGUGUCCUUCGACUAA
Penicillium argentinense is the source of this 1584-nucleotide messenger RNA. Its product is annotated as glycosyl hydrolase family 79 C-terminal domain-containing protein. Lineage: Eukaryota; Fungi; Ascomycota; Eurotiomycetes; Eurotiales; Aspergillaceae. The transcript is spliced from 3 exons. The record is from RefSeq and is a predicted model, not a curated record. Bases 1 to 1584 code for a protein of 527 amino acids.